This is a messenger RNA of Talaromyces proteolyticus, 1967 nucleotides long. RefSeq lists its product as uncharacterized. The transcript has 3 exons. The coding region runs from base 394 to 1485 and encodes 363 amino acids. NCBI's taxonomy places the organism in Eukaryota, Fungi, Ascomycota, Eurotiomycetes, Eurotiales, Trichocomaceae. The record is from RefSeq and is a predicted model, not a curated record.
AGAGUGGCUGCGUCAACCGUCAGAAGAAUUCCCCUCCUUGACCGCCACAAUCAUCACCUCUCGCUCAACCGACCCUCCGACCCCGACCUCAGGAUCCUAUUCAUCCAUCCAGGUACCCGCGCCAUCCGACAAGCAAUUACGCAGUGUGUUGAGCCUACGCAAGCUGCAGGUUCCACCUCGAUUCUGGAUCUCGAGGCCCGAGUUGAGAUCCGCAGCACUCCGCGCGUAAAUCGACUUCAUUCAUGCGUUACGUUGCGGUUUAAUUCUGUUAUUCCUUCUUCCUUCUUCCUUCUUCCUUCUUCCUUAUUAUCUUUUCUCAUUAUUGUCCCCCGAUAUCGCCGCCUUCAUGGCAUUGCGGCACAAUCUGGAGUCAAGUUCCUGUUGAUUGCAACAAUGUAUCUUCCCUUGGACGCCCGCGAUGGGCGGCUGGCAGUGCGUGAUGGUAGCCAAUCCACAAAUGCUCCUAUGGGUAUCGGGCUUCUUCCUGGGGAAUAUCUGAAAGGGCUGUGGUGGAAAUGGAAUCCAGGGACGAAGAAUGUUACUAACCAUACAACGGCGACAACGCAACAGCAAAAUCUAUCCGUAAAUGCCAAUAUCAAUAGUACCACCUCACAAACUGGAAGCACUGGAAAUCCCCCGCAGCGAGGACACUCUAUACGAUCUAUCAUCACGCUACCAUCCUAUAGCCGCCUUCCUAAGGAGGAAGAGCAGGUAAUCGGCCGUGAGGGAGAGCGAGGUGAUAUAGACACGGUGAUUGAGUUUCCCGAGACGGCCGAAGAGGAGGAAGACCGACGGGAGGAUGAAAUGGAGUCAUUAUACCAAAUCCGACUUCGACGUCGUGAGGAGGUUGCUGAACGUGAAGAGCGACGGCGCCAGCGUCGCGAAGCUCUUGCUGCCAACGACUUUGCUCGCUUGCAACAAAUCACUCGGGACACUGUAUCCUCCCGCGAAGCAAACCUCAACGCUGGAACGUCUGCCAGAUCCAUGCUGGCAGAGCACCAGUCUCGUGACCGUCACCGUCGGAUUUCAUCGGUUAGCUAUGCGGAAGUGGGACAUGUGCGACAUGAUGGCUCUCGCAUUCGCGCCAAUUCGGCCGAAUCCGACCAGCGGCCAUUGCUGGGGGAUGCGCGCAACUCGACACACUCAAUUAAUACUACCGAUACUUCUGGAUCGGGGUUGACCGUAACGCAGGUUGAUAGUCUCAACUCUAGCGUUGAGAGUCAGUCUGAAGAUGCCGAUGGAGACCUUAGCACGGUCCAUAUUCCUCCUCCCAGCUAUGACGAUUAUUCAGAUUGGGCCGAAGCGCCUGCUUACGAAAGCCCUAUUGCUAGUCGCGGUGAACACCCGAUGCGUCUGCUCCCCCAGAUUCGCGUCGACACUGGAACGCCUUCCAACAGCACUCCUGCGACCCCAGCCACAAGUACACCUGUCAAUCACCCACAUAAUCCCCAGCCAGGCAUUACUAUAGCCCGUCCCGACGCUUGAUCUCACAAAUUGCGAGUCACCGUGAGAUAUUUAUUUCAAGUUUGACCUUUCGCGCGAAUCUUUCAAGUCUCUCACAUGAGAAUGAUACGAUUUCAUUACGACCGAACGACCUUUUGUUACACUCUUCUAAUUUUCAUUCCCUUUCUGCCGUGAAGCAUGGCGUUGGAAGGAAAGUUGUACAGUUAAUUUUGAUCAUCUUGCCGAACUUUGGAUUGGGUGGUCAUGAUGAUAUCCACGAAGACACGCUGUCCGGAACUCAUCAUAGUUUGAUUCCGUUGCUCUUUUUUGUUGAAAUUUUUGGACAUGCAGCAGCGUGAGUAUAGUAUAGUAUAGUAUAAAGCAGGCGUUGGUGCUGUUUUUGAUUCCGAUGUCCGUUCUAGAAUUAGGAAUGGUUGAUUCAGUAGCUGAGAAUUGAGCAACGAAGUUUUGUCUAGUUCAGAGUAAUUACAGUUCCAUACAAGACAGGACAGGAAGCAACCGAU